Helicoverpa zea (corn earworm) is the source of this 1029-nucleotide messenger RNA. RefSeq names its product RDS/peripherin-like protein xRDS35. The record is from RefSeq and is a predicted model, not a curated record. Gene Ontology annotation, biological process: visual perception. Gene Ontology annotation, cellular component: membrane. The transcript is spliced from 7 exons. Lineage: Eukaryota; Metazoa; Arthropoda; Insecta; Lepidoptera; Noctuidae. Bases 16 to 1029 code for a protein of 337 amino acids.
CCAACAAAAUGUUGGAUGGCGUGGGGCGUGUUCGCGUUCAGUAGAGACGGCCGCGCGCGGCUAGCGGGGGUGCUCCGCGCGUUGCUCAUCGCCCAGCUCGUGGUCUCCUUGUGCAUGGUCAUCUUCUGCUACAACACCAGUCUCCGGGUCAUGCUGCUGCUCAAGCAUAUACAUAAGGUAACAGUCCUCCUCCUCUACGGUCUGAUCCUGUUCCAAGCUUACGGCAUGAAGCUACAUUACACAGGGGGGUUGCGCCUCAUUGCCGUGCUGCUGAAGUGUCCUCACUGGAAGAGAGCCACGCUCGUCAGUAGCGUGUGGAUGCUCAGUGGGUCGCUGGUGGCUGCUAAUGGCAUGCUCGUGUAUGCUGCUUGUAGGGGGACUUUGAAGGCUCUGAUGAAGGAGCUGUCUUCGUCACUACGUAUCGGAAUAUCACAGUACUUGACGGAACCCACGUGGAAAGCGCUCUUGGAUACCAUGCAGGUGGAGUUAAGUUGUUGCGGGGCAGACAAGCCCACAGAUUGGCAUGACAUACCGUGGAUCAACAUGGACUUUCUAAACGAGGGCUCAGAAUUAGUUAUGAAGCUGGCGGGGGCUGAUGGGAAGGUUCUGCCUCCCGUGUCUCCGUACUCUUGUUGCACGCCGAGGGUCCUGGCACCGUGUUACCACGACCCCUUACAGCAGUGGCGCGAGGUGUGGUCGGAGAGCUCGCCGCUGCUGUCGGCGUCGCUGCACACGCGCGGCUGCGUGGAGGCGGUGCGGGCGCCGCUCACGCGCGCGCUGCUCGCGCUGCAGUGCUUCAACAUGCUCGUCUUCCUCUUCCAAAUUCUGAUAGUGGUGCUGACGCAGCUGCUGCGCACGAGUGCGCGGGCGGCGGUGCUGCGCGGCGACUGCAGCGGCGUGGGGCCCGCCGUGCUGCUCGGCUCGCUGCCCGUGCAGAUGUCCGGACCGGUAAGGAGCUUAUGCUACCUAGUUUGUAAAUACCCCUCUCUAGCAAGAAGAAAUUCUGUAUCUAAGAAACUGCACGACUAG